CGCCCAAGUCACUCGGCCAGCAUAAGUAUGUUGGUAUCCGAACAGUUCAGGCAGAUAGCAGCAACAUAUCCAUCCAAUACCCGAAAAAGGCGCUCGGAAAAAUGGAACUUACCGAAAGCAUUGUACGACACGGAUAGUCGACUUGUGCUGCGUGUGCCCCUUCGUGUUAGAAGAUAAUCGGAGAGUGAGUGAGAGUUCCCCAAAAAAUAUACUGGCUAGAACGACACGGAUGGUAGCGGAUGAGAGCGGAAAACUGAAGUUUCCGUUCCAUACAACAGUUGGAGUGUGUUAUGUGUUAAGUUUAUUUGCUUGUGUAUAUAGUUGGGCGCUGGUGUCCCCACAGAGCUCAGUCACUAGUCACACCUUGGGUGCGAUGGUACAAUUUCUGGGUCCUCCGAAGGGAUCAAUGGUGGUGAAUGGUGUUGUCUGUCGGAAGUUACUCGGAAGAAUUCAACAGUUACAUUGUUUAGAACAUUGUUUCAGUGCGGCAUAAGCCGGUGUUAUAGUGAAAGAAUUGUGAAUUGAAUUUUGUUUUUUUUUUGGUUUUGAAAUGGUGGUUAUACUAAUAGCGAAUUCUUUAUUUGUGUUUGUUAUCUUAAUAUGGCUAUGAAAAUGUUGUACCGUGGAUGUAGUUCGCGUUUAGAAACUUUAAUCGAAAAAAUUCAACAAAGCAGCAAGGACUAUUAUCACCCGCUGAUGAUGAACCAAGAGUUCUACUCGUCGCACACGUCGUCAAGCUUUUCACCCUCGAUAUCGGAUGGCAUGACGACGCCGAACUCGACUACAAACGACGCCGAUGCCGCUGGAUUGCUACUAGCGAACGGCGAUUCCGGUGCCCCCGAGAGUGGGCCCACUGCCAGCGACAAGUACCGGGCCGAGAAGCGCAACCGCGUCGACAAUAAUAAUAAAAUAAUUAAAAACAACAAUCAUACUAAUAGCCACAGCAAGAAUAAUGACGGCACUUAUCGCUGUCAGUUCUGUGAUAAAACGUUUCCACGUCUUGGCUACUUGAAGAAACACGAACAGAGCCAUACCGAACAUAUGCCAUUCAAGUGUGAAUACUGCGCUCGUUUGUUCAAACACAAGAGGUCAAGAGAUCGCCAUACCAAGCUGCAUACGGGAGAUCGGCGAUACCGGUGCCCACACUGCGAAGCGGCUUUCUCAAGAAGUGACCACCUGAAAAUCCACAUGAAAACGCACGACAACCAAAAACCCUUCCAGUGCACCAUCUGCAACCGAGGCUACAACACAGCGGCGGCCCUCACCAGCCACAUGCAGAACCACAAGAAGCAGAUCGCCCUAACCGGCAGUCCCAAUCUGACGUACAGUCCGCGCUCAACCAGUUCCUUGUCCAGCAGCGCUUCCAACCCGAAGCGUAAAUUUUCUCCGUACGAGCAGAACCUCAUGAUGAUUAACCGCUCCAAGCUGCUGAAAUCCGGUGAACUCACGUGCAUCUACUGUACGGGGUCCGAUUUUGCCAAUGUCGAACAGCUGGGUUCCCAUGUACAAACCAAGCACAGCAAUUUGCUGCUCAACGAAAACAACUUCCAUCGCCAUGCAUCGCCGGAUGCGAUGCUGGCCUAUCCUCCGAUUGCGUGCGAGUUCUGUACCAUGAAAUUCCCAACGGUUCCCAUGAUGUUUAGUCAUCUUAAAACAACCCAUUUGGACAGAAUCAACAGCCCCAAUAGCUAUUUAGAACAGUUCAAUAAAAAUCUCAUGAGCACAUACACCUCAUUCUACGGUGCAACAUUGUUCGAUGAUAAACAGGAUACCGAGGGCCGCACUGGAACCGCAAACGAGUGUCUGACCAAUCAGAAAAGUAUACGUGAUGAAAAUGGGAACGAUAAAAUGCCAGCCGAUGUUGAGGCGAAAUCUAUCAAGCAGGAGAAGAAGGAUGAAAACGACAACUCUCAGGAAGCGCAAGAGCAGUUGGCACCCACAGAUCUGAGUCAGCCUAGCAUAAAACGGAUGAAAAUGGAAUCCGAGAACCAGUCGUCGUCUAGCCGAGAUGACAGGGAAAGGGAUAGCUCACACAAUGCCCCCAGCUCCUCCGCUCUGCCAACCUCCCCGGGUGCAUAUCUCUGCAAUCAAUGCAACGCUGCCCUGCCGGACUUCGAAUCGUUCCGGACCCAUCUGAAGGCACACCUUGAGCAGGGUUCGAACGCUUCGUCCUUCGGAUGCCAGCAGUGCGGUGCCGCCCUCGGUGAUCAUCAGGAUUAUGAGAAGCACAUGGCCAGCCACUAUCUGGUAACCGGUACCGAGUACCAGUGCGAGUCGAGCUGUAAUAAAAUAUUCACCAAACCGGACGAGCUGCACAAGCAUUUGUACGAUUCACACACCCAGGUGCUGUACAAGUGCGUCCUUUGCAGCGAAAAUUUCGACAGCAAAGUGACAAUUCAGGUGCACUUUGCGGUGGCGCACUCCACCGAGACGAAGCUGUACCGGUGUUCGGCGUGCGCGGAGGUGUUCCGAUCGGAGCAGGAGUUUCGACACCACAUACGCACCCGUCAUAUCUCCACUGGAGUUGUGCAGUGCGUUUUCUGUCGAGUCGUUUGUUCAUCUGAGUUGGAAAUGCAGUUCCACUUGGCUGCACAUGCUAGAAAAUUCAAAUGCCCAGCUUGCCCGGAAACCUUCCACGUGGAGUUUCUCCUGGAUCGCCACAUGCAGACUCAUCACAGUCAGAAGGAGAUUUCCAACGCGGCAGCUGCAGUGAUUGCGAGCAGUAAAACCAACGGCAGCGGCAGUAACAACAGUGCCAGCAAUCUAGAAUAUCUACAGCUGCAUGGCCAAAUGGCGGCAGCCGCCGUCGGAUGGCAAAAUCUGUACGCAACGAAUAAGUUCUACAACCCACUACACAUCGAUACACUCAACCCGAUGAAGCAUCCAACCUUCCUGCACGGCUUCUACGAUAGUCUGAACAAGUCGCAGACUCAGCGCUACUUGCAGCAGGCCAAAAAAGGCUUCACCAGUCCAAACCAUGUUAGCCAAUCAAAAGCGCUACUAAAUUUGUACAGCCAACGAUCAGCGACUAUGAAUGGACUUUAUUCGCCGGACAAGCAGCUAGCAGCAGCAGCUGCAGUUGGAGGAGGAACCGGCUCCCAGCCCAUAAACCCUUCCACCAAUUCGAAUGCAUCUGCUAAGGCUCAAAAUUUUACUCCCACAACUAUCUUGCAUCGAUAUGGACUCAACCCUCCCGUCCCGGCACCGCCUACAAGUAGCAGCAAUCCAGUGAGUCAGUCGGACAAGUCUACCGUAGCAUUGGGGGCUAAAAAUGGUAGUGGCAAUAACUAUUACAGUUGUGGUAUCUGCGAGAGAAACGAUUUUGGCACCGAGAAUGAAGUUCAAACUCAUCGUAAGAUUGUCCAUAACCUUAAAACUGGCGUUAGUCUGCGAUGCGCUUACUGUAGUGGGGACUUUCGAUCAAGGAACGAGUUAGAAAACCACAUGAAAAUCACCCACAACACCGGUGGCAAACAUAAGUGCUUGAUUUGUGAUGAAAUUUUUCCUUCGCCUGCGGUUUUAGCGGAGCAUAAGUUAAGUCACUGCAAAGUUGGAGCAUCAGGGCGCUGUUCCCACUGCCAGGCUGCGCUGCCCGAUGCACACAGCUUCAAAACCCACCUCAUGCAGAACCAUCAACCAACGGCGACAGCCGCUGCUGCCAACUCCUGCCCAGCCUCCACCGGCAGCACCAACACCUCAUCAGGACAGGACCAGGACCGAUUCCCUAUCCAUUGUAUAUGCUGCCGGCAAACCCUCAACUCCGAGUUCGAAAUCAGUUUACACGCAAAAUUCCACACAAAGACCGUCGAGAUAAACGAGAAAACCUGUGCACUUUGCUUGGAACCCUUAGCCCCGAACCAGAAUGGAAAAAUUUGUGACAUGUGCUUAAAGCGACACAAUUUCCCCUCGAAGUUGCUCUCGAUUAACAACUUCAUCAAAUCAUCCGCCGCAUCAGCUGCACAUAGUUCCGGCGGUGAACCAAACCAGCAACAGCCUCUAAUGCCAUCAGCUCAUCCACCCCUAUCUUCGGAACAAUCGAGCACAAUCCAGUGCAACCUAUGCAAGAAACCUCUGGUUGAUGGUCAAAAACUGCAAGAACAUUUGAUCGAUCACACAUUUGCCGGAUGUGAGGAGCGCGGCUACAUCUGCUAUCUCUGCUCAUCCGUGUUCACCUCGUCCGCUGGUCUACAGACACACAUCGCCGAGCACGGAACUCAGGCCAAACCGUACGAUUGCGGCCACUGCGAGGAGGCAUUCUUCUUCCGUGCAGAACUCGAGCAUCACAUCAUUGACCACGAGUUGGGAAAAGUUUUUGUGGCAACUUCUGCCAGCGAAGGCGAAGCACGGGAAGACUCGAACGGGACCCACAUUAAAUCGGAAAUCGUUGAACGAAUGUUACACGGAACAGACAACAAUGUCGACCUGGAAGCGUCCGGAAGAGGCGGGGGACGAACCGAGCCGAGAGCUGAAACGCCCAGCGCGGACAGCCAACCCAGUGAUAAUGAACCUUAUUCGGACCAUGAUAAUGUCGAAGGAGAAGACGACGAAUACAUAGAGGUUGAGCACAAUGUCGAAGAUAGUGGAAAGCAACCAAUCCUACCGGACCAGGAAUACGAUAGACCUGAAUCAGACUAAACCAGGCCUAAGUUUCCUAUCUCUUUGAAACAAUAGAUUCUAGUGAAAGAUAGAAGAAAAAGAAAAAAUACUUCGCUUUAGUAAACUAUAUUUUGCAACUAAUAAUAGUAGAAAUAAAACGCGAACGGUCAUGGCUUGUUCCUUUGACUUUCUGUCAUGUCAUGUUCCUUAGAAAUAGGUUUGAUAGGAGGGGGAUAGAAGUCCCGAAGAAAAAACCGGGCACCUUUUCGAAUGUUAAAAAUAUAAACCAGUAUUUUUCCUCUCUUCGCCUUUUUGUUUCUAGCAGCAGUAUUUACGGCGAAAUGCAUACCCAUGCCCGCUGGUUUGUUAUGUUAUUUAUUUUGCUAUGAAACGAGAAAAUCAAAUAUCGGAAGGCUAAUACACACACACACACAAACACAUUCACACUCUAUUGUUACGUUGCGUUCUUAAAUGAAUCAUCCUUAUAGCGAGCGGUAAAUAUUCUCAAAACGCAUAAUAAAAUUACAAGUACCAAUAAAGUAUUAAAAAUAA
Molecule: messenger RNA, 5148 nt
Organism: Wyeomyia smithii (pitcher-plant mosquito)
Lineage: Eukaryota; Metazoa; Arthropoda; Insecta; Diptera; Culicidae
Gene: L
Product: zinc finger protein 423 homolog
Exons: 8
Coding region: 601-4635 (1344 amino acids)
Biological process (GO): regulation of transcription by RNA polymerase II
Cellular component (GO): nucleus
Molecular function (GO): RNA polymerase II transcription regulatory region sequence-specific DNA binding; DNA-binding transcription factor activity, RNA polymerase II-specific
Source: RefSeq, a predicted model, not a curated record